Messenger RNA from Aspergillus mulundensis, 3243 nucleotides. RefSeq lists its product as uncharacterized. The transcript is spliced from 7 exons. Gene Ontology annotation, cellular component: ribosome; cytoplasm. The record is from RefSeq and is a predicted model, not a curated record. Lineage: Eukaryota; Fungi; Ascomycota; Eurotiomycetes; Eurotiales; Aspergillaceae. Gene Ontology annotation, molecular function: structural constituent of ribosome. Gene Ontology annotation, biological process: translation. Bases 1 to 3243 code for a protein of 1080 amino acids.
AUGGCCUCGCCGUUCAACACCAAACCGUCCGCGGUCUCGCACACUCCGCCCAGCAAUGCGUCAACCAGACUGGAGAAAGCUCACCCUGGACUCCGCCGUUCUACCCCAGACUCUGAAGCCCUCGCGUCUUCUGAUGACGAUGGGGAGCAUCCGUUGCCCGCGCCUUCUACGACUGUGCCUGCACAAAAGCCUGCACGUCGAACCUCCUGGCUCAACGAGAUCCCUGCUUCCAUGCCUAGAAAGACGUCAGUGACUGGCCCUCUUUCCUCUGGCGCUUCCAAUCCGACUAGUCCUGCUACUGAUCAGUCUGGAUGGCAAAACACCGCAAGCCCUGGACUGAACAGCUCUAUAACCUGGAACAACGUUGGAAACAGUUCAUUCCCAUGGGGCACCGGAAUAUGGAACACAGACUCACGUAAAGAACCUCCUCCUCGGCUCUCGGAGAUGGUUCCGUCUCCCACAACGUCCAUCCCGUCCACCGCAAGCAAUUACUUGACUGAAGAGCUCCUGAGCCCAACCGCUCGGACAACUUCGGGUGAAUCCUCUAUCCCCUUCUCUAUCCCGCUUCACCCGACCCCGAAAACCUACCGCUCGCAGUCUUACUCUGUGGGCCAGCUUGAUCCUGAAUACUCGGGCUUGACAGCAGGCAAUAAAACCAACACUGCUUACCCUGGUGGCCGUUCUCGAAACGGUGGACAGUUCUCCGCCUUGCAGCAUCGCUCCUCUCGACCUAGCCUGCUUGGAGAGUUAGGCCACGAUCCCGCAACCCUUGGUCGCGUUCGUGAGGACGAGGAUGAUGAUGAUGCUGAGAGCCCUGGUGGGUCUGAUGGCAGCUACAGCAAUCUCAGCGCGGACCAAGCUCGCACCAUUCAGCAGCUCUCUCGCGAAAACGCCCUCCUGCGCCAAGCGGCUGGGCAGCUCGAACCUUCAUUCAGAGACCGCGCCAUGUCCACUGCAACGGCAACUAGCGGAUAUGCGGUUGGCGGCGGAAUUCGUAGCUCGCACCGCAUCCAUGGUAGCGUCCCCGAAGAAGCAGAUCUCGCAGUGGAGGAUCUGGAUGAGGUGGGCAGCAUCCCCGGCUACAAUGAUAUGUACAGCAACACCAGGAGAAGAUUUUCCGAGCACUCGGGCAAUUUAGAAAAGCAGUUUGCCGCCUACGCGCCUUUGGAGAAUCGUGGCAUGGGUAGGGCGCACUGGCAAACCUCCCUUGGCUUUGGUAGUCUUGCAGAUAUCCCCCAAAGUCGCCGUCACUCCUUCGCUGACAUAUCAACUCGCCAUCCUUCUAUCUCUGGCGAUACUCAGGUAGCCAGUAGCUCUCGGUUGACUGAACAGGAUGAAAAUUAUGCUAUGGGCGACACUUCGAAUGCAUCAGGCCAAAAUCGUGAGUACCAGCGCCUUGCUAUGCUCCCUCGCCCCGAGGAGGAACAUGAAUUGGAGACGGAGUAUUUACGAGCUCGUCGAUUUGCAGAGUCUUAUUUUGCUCGCGAUCCCUCUCUUCGCAGUGCCGCCGAGGCUCAAUCUCCGAUGACUCCUUCCUUUCAUCAGAGCUUCAACCCCUAUGGCCGCCACCAACCUGUACUUCCGCGUCAAAACCAGCUGCUUUACAUUGUCACGUUCAAGUGCCACCGUGCGGACGUCUUCUACAUCCAGGAAGAUACUGGUCUUGAAGUCAAACCUGGAGACCUGGUCAUUGUAGAAGCAGACCGUGGCACAGAUCUUGGAACUAUCCAGCAUGCCAACAUCUCCUUGCAGAAGGCGCGAGAAAUGAAACAGCAAUACGCCGAAGAGCACUACAAAUGGUUGAUGAUGUUCUCAAGGCAAGGUCAGAAUGGUGCUGCAGGUUCCGUUGGCACGCCGGGCAGUGUCCCUGGCUUGGGUAGCCGGAGCGCUAUUGGUGGCAUGGGACCCCAUGGCGCACUCGGCGUGCAGGAGUCUGCUGGUGAAAUCAAACCGAAGUUGAUCAAGCGACUUGCCCAGAACCAUGAAAUCUUGACUUUGCGCGAUAAGGAGGGAAAUGAAGCAAAGGCCAAGCGUGUUUGCCAGCAGAAGGUCGCAGAACAUCGACUCAACAUGGAGAUUCUUGACGCGGAAUUCCAAAUGGACUGGAAGAAACUUACUUUCUAUUACUUCGCCGACUCCUAUAUCAACUUCAACUCUCUUGUUACAGACCUUUUCAAGAUCUACAAAACUAGAAUUUGGAUGUCGGCCAUCAACCCGGCGUCGUUUGUCACACCUCCCACUGCCGGUCUUCAUAGCCCAAACCCCCUCGGUUAUGGUCAGGAUACCCCGGGAGACCGUUCCCACCAACGUGACGGCAGAGGCUUUGGUCACUCCCGUGACGGCCUGGAUGCUGGACGGGAUGGUAUUGGCCUUCUACGCAGUGGAUACGGUGACGCCUAUCAACAAUUUGGUCUUACUUCUCGUCAACCCGAAGCUGGUCUCCCAGUCGAUCCUUUUACCUCCUAUCAACCGGGUGGAUAUGGUUCCUUGGAGUACAACGAUUAUGCCACAACUUCAGGAGGCAACGCUGGUCCAUCUCCGUCCCACACACAACCUCCUCAAGAGAUCUCUUCCUUCGAACUUUUCCAGCUGCGACAACGACGACAAGCCGACGACCUCCACGCCGACAAGAUGGGUGCCCUCAAGUACGUUGAAGAGAUUCAAAAGAAGAAGCAGUCCGAUGUGAUUCGCUUCCUGCUGCGUGUCCGUUGCUGGGAGCUCCGUCAGCUGAACGCUAUCCACCGUGCUUCUCGUCCUUCUCGUCCCGACAAGGCCCGUCGUCUCGGUUACAAGGCCAAGCAGGGAUAUGUUAUCUACCGUAUCCGUGUCCGCCGCGGUGGCCGCAAGCGCCCUGUCCCCAAGGGUGCCACCUACGGCAAGCCCACCAACAUGGGUGUCAACCAGCUCAAGUACCAGCGUGCUCUCGCUGCUACCGCUGAGGAGCGUGUCGGUCGCCGUUGCGCCAACCUGCGCGUCCUGAACUCCUACUGGAUCAACCAGGACUCCACCUACAAGUACUUCGAGGUCAUCCUCGUCGACCCCCAGCACAAGGCCAUCCGCCGUGAUGCCCGCAUCAACUGGAUCUGCAACGCCGUUCACAAGCACCGCGAGGCCCGUGGUCUCACUGCUACCGGCAAGAAGUCCCGUGGUAUCAACAAGGGUCACCGCUACAACAACACCUCUUCCGGUCGCCGCCACACCUGGAAGCGCCAGAACACCCAGAGCUACUGGCGUUACCGUUAA